AUGAGCUUCGCAAGAACAAUACGGCCAUUCUCCAAGGUCCUCACUACUUAUCCGCCCCUGCGACUGCCACGUAUCAGAGCUAGAGCCAUGCAUAUCCAAUCGCUUCCUAUGUGGACGGGGAAGGGCAACAAUUAUGCCUAUCUUGUAACCGAUGAACCGACAAAGCAGUCGGUUAUUAUUGAUCCUGCCAAUCCGCCCGAGGUUGUCCCAGAGUUAGAAUCCCAGACUAAGGCCGGAAAGAUCCAUCUCACAGCGAUCGUAAACACACAUCACCACUGGGACCACGCCGGUGGAAACAAGGAAGUACUCAAAACCUUCAAAGUCCCCGUAAUCGGCGGCAAGCAAUGUGAGUCCGUCUCGCGGACCCCCGCGCACGGCGAGGUAUUCAAGAUUGGAGACCGCAUCUCCGUGACGGCCUUGCAUACUCCUUGCCACACGCAAGAUAGCAUCUGCUAUUUUAUGCAGGAUGGCGAGGACAAGGUAGUCUUUACGGGAGAUACGCUUUUCAUUGGUGGAUGCGGUCGAUUCUUCGAAGGUACAGCGCCGGAGAUGCACAAGGCAUUGAAUGAGACCUUGGCUUCCUUGCCGGAUGAUACUAGGGUUUACCCUGGGCACGAAUAUACCAAGAGCAAUGUGAAAUUCUGCCUUUCUGUUUCGCAGGCUGAGCCGAUCAAGAAGCUACAAGCGUUCGCAGAGGCGAAUAAGGAGACGCAGGGCAAGUUUACUAUUGGAGAUGAAAAGCUUCAUAAUGUCUUCAUGAGAGUCAACGACCCCGAAAUCCAGAAGAAGACUGGCAAGACAGACCCCGUCGAAGUGAUGGCUGCUCUACGAGAGAUGAAGAACGCCAUGUAA
This is a messenger RNA of Aspergillus calidoustus, 852 nucleotides long. NCBI's taxonomy places the organism in Eukaryota, Fungi, Ascomycota, Eurotiomycetes, Eurotiales, Aspergillaceae. The record is from the annotation of a GenBank genome assembly.